AUGUACCCCAAUUUUAACUUUAUUUUCCUGGCUAGUAAACACACAAUAGGCCUGUCAAAAUCAGCCAAGUCCAGCUGCAGUGUUCCCGUAGUGCAGGUAAAACAGUGGCACAAAGCUAGGACUGUCGAUGAAUUAAAAACAGGAAGAGAGAAGCUGCAGCUGAUCCGAUUCAUUAGCGAUCAGCAGCCGGGCUGCGGCCAGUUCCCCGCAGGGAGCAGAGGGACCUGCCUUCUCCAUCUGUUUCAGAUUAAGUCUCAGCAGAGUGAAGUGACCAGGGUCCUGGAUGGGAAGAACAUCAAGUACGAGCUGGUGGACAUCUCCCAGGACAACGCGCUGCGGGAGGAGAUGAGGACCCGCUCCGGCAACCCCAAAGCCAUUCCUCCCCAGAUCUUCAACGGAGACCACUACUGCGGGGACUAUGAGCUGUUCGUGGAGGCUGUGGAACAGAACACCCUGCAGGAGUUCCUCAAGCUAGCCUGACCGCUCCUUUCCCACCCUGGACUUCAUGGCUGCAUUCCCAACCGAGCUCCC
Pelodiscus sinensis (Chinese soft-shelled turtle) is the source of this 531-nucleotide messenger RNA. NCBI's taxonomy places the organism in Eukaryota, Metazoa, Chordata, Testudines, Trionychidae. The record is from RefSeq and is a predicted model, not a curated record.